AUGGCUGCCACCCCCAGCAUCAGGACGUUCACCCGGUCCGAGAUCCUCAAUGUCGAGGCUCUCAAUGAGGGCAAGAAGGAUGCCGAGGCACCUUUUUUGAUGAUCAUCGACAACAAGGUCUAUGAUGUCCGCGAGUUUGUGCCCGAUCACCCCGGUGGAAGUGUUAUCUUGACACACGUUGGCAAGGACGGCACCGAUGUGUUUGAUACGUUCCACCCAGAGGCUGCGUGGGAGACACUCGCCAACUUCUACGUCGGCGACAUUGCUGAGCACGACCGCGCGAUCAAGGGCGACGACUUUGCGGCCGAGGUGCGCAAGCUCCGCUCGCUCUUCCAGUCCUUGGGCUAUUACGACUCCUCCAAGGCGUAUUACGCCUUCAAGGUCUCUUUCAACCUCUGUCUCUGGGUCCUCUCGACUAUCAUCGUCGCCAAGUGGGGCCAGACCUCGACCUUGGCCACAAUUGCUUCAGCCACGAUCUUGGGAGUCUUCUGGCAGCAGUGCGGUUGGCUCGCCCACGAUUUCUUGCACCACCAGGUCUUCCAAGAUCGCUUCUGGGGAGACCUCUUCGGAGCUUUCCUCGGAGGUGUCUGCCAAGGUUUCUCGUCCUCCUGGUGGAAGGAUAAGCACAACACUCACCACGCUGCGCCUAACGUUCAUGGAGAGGAUCCCGAUAUUGAUACUCACCCCCUGUUGACCUGGAGUGAGCACGCCUUGGAGAUGUUCUCGGAUGUGCCCGAUGAGGAAUUGACCAAGAUGUGGUCUCGUUUCAUGGUCUUGAACCAGACCUGGUUCUACUUCCCCAUUCUGUCCUUUGCCCGUCUCUCCUGGUGCCUCCAGUCGAUCCUCUUUGUCCUCCCCAACGGCCAGGCCCACAAGCCCUCAGGAGCCCGCGUCCCCAUUUCCCUUGUCGAGCAGCUCUCGUUGGCCAUGCACUGGACCUGGUACUUUGCCACCAUGUUCCUCUUCAUCAAGGACCCCGUCAACAUGAUCGUCUACUUCCUCGUUUCUCAGGCCGUCUGUGGAAACCUUCUUGCCAUUGUCUUCUCCCUCAACCACAACGGUAUGCCCGUCAUCUCCAGGGAGGAAGCUGUCGACAUGGAUUUCUUCACCAAGCAGAUUAUUACUGGCCGUGAUGUUCACCCUAGUCUGUUCGCCAACUGGUUUACUGGUGGAUUGAACUACCAGAUUGAGCACCACUUGUUCCCCUCGAUGCCUCGUCAUAACUUCUCGAAGAUCCAACCUGCGGUCGAGACCUUGUGCAAGAAGUACGGAGUGAGGUACCAUACUACGGGAAUUAUUGGUGGUACAGUUGAGGUCUUUGCUCGUCUCAACGAGGUCUCCAAAGCCGCCUCCAAGAUGGGCAAGUCCUCCUAA
This is a messenger RNA of Linnemannia hyalina, 1374 nucleotides long. The record is from the annotation of a GenBank genome assembly. NCBI's taxonomy places the organism in Eukaryota, Fungi, Mortierellomycota, Mortierellomycetes, Mortierellales, Mortierellaceae.